Messenger RNA from Aspergillus affinis, 573 nucleotides. Its product is annotated as chromo domain-containing protein. The record is from RefSeq and is a predicted model, not a curated record. The coding region runs from base 1 to 573 and encodes 190 amino acids. Lineage: Eukaryota; Fungi; Ascomycota; Eurotiomycetes; Eurotiales; Aspergillaceae. The transcript has a single exon.
AUGGUAAUAACUCAGAAGAAACAAGCUGUUCAAGCUAAUAAAUUCCGCUGGGAGCCAGAUUUCGGAGUUAAUAAUAAGGUCUGGCUAUCUAUGGAGGGAUUGAGCACAAGUCGACCAAGCAGGAAACUGGAUCACCAGAGGCGUGGACCUUAUAAGAUUACGGUACAGAAAGGAUACGCAUUUAAGCUGGAUCUGCCUCCGGAAAUGAGGAUCCAUAAUAAUUUCGCACCGGAUCGUUUCAGAUUAGCUGCAGAUGACCCAUUGCCCGGCCAGCGACCCCCAGUGACGGAACCGGUAGAGAUACACAGUAAAAAUAAAUGGGAAGUUAACGAGAUCGUGGCAAGCCGACUCUACUACAAAAAGCUGCAGUAUCAGGCCAAAUGGAACAACGCAGAUGAUAACCCGACCUGGUAUCCGGCGAGCAACUUUAUCGGCUGUCCACAUUUGGUACAGGAAUAUCAUCAGCAGUAUCCGGACAAGCCGGGACCCCCGAGACGUCUAGGCGCCUGGUUAGAGGCAUACAAUGGGGAAAAAGAAUUCGAGAUUACGCGAGAGGAUGAACUGCUGGUUUGA